AUGCUCCCCUCCCUGCAUGUGACUCCCCUCCCCUCCCUCAACCUCACCACCCACCCCAUCCCCCCACACUCGCACCUCCCCAACUGCCCACCCCCCUCCCCACCCCUCUACAUCUACCACUCCGCCUACCCCCCUUCCACCUCCCCCUCAGCUCUAGAAUCCCACCUCCGCACAAACAACCUCGUCCCCCAAUGGCGCUACACCAUGUACCAAACCACACACUACCACAGCACAACCCACGAAAUCCUCUGCGUCUACCGCGGCGCCGCGCGCCUGUGUUUCGGCGGGGAGGAGAAUCCAGGGAGGGUGGAAGCGGUGCUCAAGGCGGGGGAUUGCGUCGUGCUGCCCGCGGGUGUGGGUCAUCGCCUUUUGGAAGAUUUGAGUGGGGACGACGGGGAUGGGGAGGAGGGGUUCAUGAUGAUCGGGGCGUAUCCGCCGGGUUGUAGUUGGGAUAUGUGUUAUGGGAGGGAAGGGGAAGAAGCGAAGGCUGAAGCGGUUAAGAAGGUCAAGUGGCUGGAGAAGGAUCCAUUGUAUGGGGAUGAUGGACCUGUGUUAUGGGGCGAGGAGAAGCUGAAACAGCAUCAAUCGGAGCUUGCGAAGAAGAAAACGAACGAAAACGCCUAG
This is a messenger RNA of Westerdykella ornata, 624 nucleotides long. RefSeq lists its product as uncharacterized. Lineage: Eukaryota; Fungi; Ascomycota; Dothideomycetes; Pleosporales; Sporormiaceae. The transcript has a single exon. The record is from RefSeq and is a predicted model, not a curated record. The coding region runs from base 1 to 624 and encodes 207 amino acids.